This is a messenger RNA of Ixodes scapularis (black-legged tick), 870 nucleotides long. Its product is annotated as intracellular coagulation inhibitor 1-like. The transcript has a single exon. The record is from RefSeq and is a predicted model, not a curated record. NCBI's taxonomy places the organism in Eukaryota, Metazoa, Arthropoda, Arachnida, Ixodida, Ixodidae. Gene Ontology annotation, molecular function: serine-type endopeptidase inhibitor activity. The coding region runs from base 1 to 870 and encodes 289 amino acids.
AUGGCGAUAUUAUCUGCUCUGACGUUCCUUCUGGUGGUAUGCAUGACCAUCGGCAAUCAAGUGACCACUGUGAGUAACAACCUUGGGUUUGAUAUACUGCGAGCUCUGCCGACCUCGAAAGAAGGAAACAUCUUCUUUUCGCCGUACGGCGUUUCUAGCAUGGUAGGUAUGCUCUACGCUGGAUGCCAGGGAAAGAGCAACGAUAUACUCUUCCGCCAACUGAAAUUUCCCGCCUUCGUAAUGACUUUUUCGGACGUCUUGGGCGCGUUCGCCCAGCGUGCUAAAGAAACAGGGUUUGUGGAUGCCUUGUGGCCCAAUCUUCAAGUGGCGAACGCUGUGCUGAUCGACGAAAGCUUCAACGUCUCGUACAUUUACAAGAAAACGCUGACGCGUUCCUUCAGUGCGGCGCUCCUUAAGGUCAACUUUGAGAAAUCGGGACAGUUCCUGAUGAGGUACGUUAAUGCGUGGGUGCAACGCCACACGGACUACCAGAUUGAAGGGUUCGUCGACCACGAGUUCGAUCCAGAGACGAAGCUGGUGCUCCUGAACGCCGUCUACUUCAAGGGAGCUUGGAACGCACUCUUCUCUAAGAAAAACACCACGAAACGGCAGUUCCUUAAUGACGGUGUUACGGGUGCUCAGGUUGACACCAUGAGCAACACUUUCACCGUGAAUUAUGCAGCCUCAAAGGCUCUGAGCGCCGUCGUGGUGGAUUUGCCGUACCGAAGCAACAACCUUAGCAUGACCAUCCUGCUGCCUCGGGAAAACGACGGAGUGGAUCGGCUGAAGCAGAGCCUAACUGGUCAGCGCUUCAGGAACCUUGUCUCCGGCAUGCAUGCAAUAAGAGCCGCAGUUCACUUGCCCAAGUGA